Molecule: messenger RNA, 3304 nt
Organism: Colias croceus (clouded yellow)
Lineage: Eukaryota; Metazoa; Arthropoda; Insecta; Lepidoptera; Pieridae
Gene: mtm
Product: myotubularin-related protein 2
Exons: 13
Coding region: 118-1998 (626 amino acids)
Biological process (GO): dephosphorylation
Molecular function (GO): phosphatidylinositol-3,5-bisphosphate 3-phosphatase activity
Source: RefSeq, a predicted model, not a curated record
GUCAGUUGCGAUUUCCAAUUUCUUGUUUAAAUAAAAUAUUUAUCAAAUGUUGAUAACAUUAUCUUAAAGAAGAACAUUUUAAAUCAUUUUGUAACUUGAAUUAAACGCGUACUUACAAUGGAUAAACAUAAUAGUUCUGAAUUAUUAAAUUCUGAUUUUUCGCUGUCCAAAAAUGCUAGUUCCGAUUCAUUGGAUUCGGACUCCAAAUCUAGUUCAUUGAAUUCCAAACACGGACAAGAAUCCGCUCAUGUCCUGGGAGAUAUUCAGCUUUUGGAUGGGGAGAAAGUGAUGGGAGUUGCUCGCGAUGUAACAUAUCUUUGUCCAUAUAGUGGUCCGUCUAGAGGAGUUCUCAAAGUAACAAAUUAUCAACUGCAUUUCCGACCCACUGAUGCUACAUCCUUGCAGAGUACAUUAAGUGUACCCCUUGGUGUGGUAUCUCGGAUUGAGAAGGUUGGUGGGGCAUCAUCUAAGGGUGAAAACUCAUAUGGCAUUGAAGUAUUUUGUAAGGACAUGCGUAACUUGCGCUUUGCCCACAAACAAGAAAAUCAUUCUCGACGCGGCAUUUUCGAGAAACUACAGCAGCUUGCAUUCCCUUUAUCACACAGACUGCCAAUGUUUGCAUUUAGCUACUCGGAGAGUUUUCCUGAAGAUGGAUGGCAUGUAUAUGAACCAGUUGCAGAGUUGAGAAGAAUGGGUGUAAACAACGACAUGUGGCGCAUAACACGCAUAAACGACAAGUACGAGAUAUGCGACAGCUACCCGUCCGUGUGGGCGGUGCCCGCGGCGGCGAACGACGAGCUGCUGCGGUCCGUCGCCGCGUUCAGGUCGCGCGGACGUAUACCCGUGCUGGCGUGGAUACAUCCCAGCUCGCAAGCUACUAUAACGAGAUGCAGUCAGCCGCUUGUUGGGGUGAGUGGCAAGCGUAGCAGGGAAGAUGAACGCUACAUACAGUUAAUAAUGGAUGCCAAUGCACAAGCUCACAAACUGUUUAUUAUGGACGCAAGGCCCAGUGCUAAUGCUAUCGCCAACAAGGCGAAAGGGGGCGGAUAUGAAUCAGAAGAUGCGUACCAGAAUGCAGAAUUAGUGUUUCUCGAUAUACAUAACAUCCAUGUCAUGAGGGAGAGUCUACGAAAGCUGAAAGAACUGUGUUUCCCGCAAAUUGAUCAAACUAGAUGGUUUAGUGGAAUCGAGGCAACCUGUUGGCUAAAGCAUAUAAAGUGCAUAUUGGCCGGGGCCGUUCGUAUUGUUGAUAAGGUGGAGAAUCACAAAACAUCAGUAUUAGUGCAUUGUUCUGACGGUUGGGACAGAACUGCGCAGCUCACGGCAUUGGCAAUGCUGAUGCUGGAUCCAUACUACCGCACGCUUAGAGGAUUCCAAGUUCUUAUUGAAAAGGAGUGGCUAUCGUUUGGUCACAAAUUCCAGUUGCGUAUAGGCCACGGCGAUGAACGUCACUCCGAUGCAGACAGAUCACCCGUAUUUGUCCAAUGGGUAGAUUGCGUGUGGCAAUUACAGCAACAAUUUCCCACGGCGUUUGAAUUUACUGAGAGACUCCUAAUAACAAUAGUAGAUCACCUGUACUCGUGUAGAUUUGGGACGUUCCUGUUCAAUACUGAAAGAGAGAGGGCGAAGGAAGAAGUCAAAACCAAGACAGUAUCACUGUGGUCUUAUAUAAACAGCCGUCAGGAUUUGUACCUUAACCCCUUGUAUUGGGGUCCAUCUUCCUUUGGACCGAAUACGCCGCUGUCGCCAUAUUCUAGACCACAAACUGUUUUGGUACCUGUAGCUUCUUUGAGAAUCAUCAAGCUGUGGAAAGCGCUAUAUUGCAGGUGGAAUCCUACUAUGAGGCAACAAGACCCCAUAUUCCAACGUACCCGUGAGCUGGUAGCGCUCCGUGCGCAGUUGGAAGCAGCCGCGGCCGCUGCGGCGGGGGACCACGCGGCGCGGCAACACCGCCUCGCGCUCACACCGCCGCGCGUUGCCAGUCCGCACCACGUUUGAACGAGAUUAAUAAUAAUACAAAAGAGAAACGAAAUGGGAGAAACACACUAAAUGUAAGCAGCACAUAUAAUUUUUUUUAUUAUGUAUUUAAAAGUAAUCAAUAAGGAUUUUUUUAAAGAUUUAGUACAAAAAAAUAUGAUAGAAAAGUGGUAAGAAAAUUCUUUAAUAAAAACUGCCAUUGAUUAAGUAUUAUUGUAUAGGUUUACCGUAGGAUAUUUAAAUAUGUAUAUUUUGUUUUCCAAGUAACCCAACUUUUUUCAAAAACUUGGUCAACAUAAUUUUAUCCUUAUAAUUUGUGUUGUUCACGUCUGCCACCCAUUGAAAAGGUAUUAAAAUCGGUUCUGUUUUUCCAAAGCUUAAAGGGAUAACCAACAGACUAGAUAACCAAAAAAAUGCUAGAGAGUAUUUAUGUCUUGGUAUAAUAUAAAUAAUUUGAGAAAAAAUAGUUUUUUGAAAACACCAACAAACUUCACAUUUUUAUGUGUGUAUCAGAUGCAGAAAUAGUUAGGCUUUAUUCCAAUAAGGGGUUGCCUCUAGUUAGUUAGUUACUAAACUAGGAUAAAUAGAAAAAAAUUGCCUUUAGAUAAAAUAGGUUAAGGACUUUUUAAUUUAAUUCACGAGGUGAUAAGUUAUAAGGUAUAUUAUAAUGCCUUUUUUAGUUUUAUUAUAAACCUUUGUAUUAAAUUGACCUCACUUCAGAAUAAAUACACAUAAAUUAACAAGAAGAAUAAGAUUAAAUUUUAGCGUGUUGCAAUUUGGAUGAGUAAGAUUUUUUAUAUGGUGACUAUGACUCUUGUAAUUUUGAGUAAUAACUCAAAAUUACUAUUUUCUUUUGUUAUUAGCACUAUUCGUUUUUAACUUUUUUAUACGUCAUUCCUGGAACAAAUUCAAUCAUUUAUUUAGAUUUUAUAUUUUAUUGUAUUGAUGAUUCCAAAGAAACAAUAAUGCUUGAGCGUAAUGAAAGGAGACAGAUUAUUGUAUUUCUUCAUUAUUAUGAUUAAAACUUUCUGUGAGUGUUUGAAAUUUAAAUAAGGUGCUUCACUUUACCUUAUGGGAAUUAAUGUAUUUUUAUCACAUAGUUUUAAGGUCGCAUAUGAAAGAAAUUAUACUUUGAAAAUUGUUUAAAAAGAUUUGGCAUGUUAUUAUUGUAAAUUUUUUAUUUUAAACGCGACUUUUUGUUUUAGAAUGAAAUAUAAUUUAGAGUCGACUAUAUGUAGCUUUAUAAGAAAUGUUAAUACGGCAUCAUUUAUUUUGUACGCGAAACGUUAUAAUUAUUGUAAAUAAAAUAAUAAAAGAUUGGCGGUUA